AUGGUUCACCAGACAACCGACGUAGAGGACAACGAUCUUGACGACCUGACUUUAUCUGAACUUGAAGACUUUCAGGUACCACGUUCUUCGCCACCUUACGACCCUCCUUCUGGACCUGACAUUGAGCCACCGUCACCCUCGCCGAGCCUGCCGGAUGUUGUGCAGAGCACUGUAGAAGAAGAGGAUCAGGAUGAACAUGAAGAACGCGCGGAACCGGAGAUCUUCAGCGAAACGAUGGCCCCGCCAAUGUCAAGUAGUGAUUACCAUGCCGACGACAUCGAGAAUCCCAAAGGCUCGCCCGUGGCUACAAAGCGGACGAGACGGAAAGCAGCAUUAGCGCAACGAGAUGAACAAGAAUCGGAAGGUGAGGAGAUAGAUCGUCAGAAGCAGUCAAAAGUGAAGAAGAAGCCGAAUCGCGAAAAAGGCAUAUCUACAGCAAAGCUGCAGGCCCUGCUACCGAAGCGUCGAACAAGGGCCACUCACGAGGAUUCCGAUUCUGCGAGUCCCCUUGAUUCAGAUGAAGAUGAGCUAUCCAUGCCACCACGGCGCCAUGCGCGACUAGCUCGAAAGACUGCAGCUCCCAAAGCUUCAAAAGCUCCCAAAAAGUCGACUCGCGCUGCAAACAAAUCCGCAACAACAAGCAAAGCCGCCAAAGGCUCUAGAACAUACGGCCGGCGUAUUUCGUCUGAUAAGGAGAAUGAGGGCAGAGCAGAGGCGGAUGAUGACAGUGACGCGUCCAACGAUACUGCUCAGGGGAUGAACGACAAGCCUUCAGCGCAUCUGGAAGCUAUGGCGAAGAAAUUCGCAGACAUUGACGAUUUCGACUUGGAUUUCGAAAGCGUCAGCUACGUGCAGACAAGUUCGAGCCCGUGGCGGUGA
This is a messenger RNA of Didymosphaeria variabile, 879 nucleotides long. RefSeq lists its product as uncharacterized. Lineage: Eukaryota; Fungi; Ascomycota; Dothideomycetes; Pleosporales; Didymosphaeriaceae. The coding region runs from base 1 to 879 and encodes 292 amino acids. The record is from RefSeq and is a predicted model, not a curated record. The transcript is spliced from 2 exons.